AAAACAAGAAGAUGGGAGCAAAGGGUUGGGCCGGGGGUAUCCUCAAGUUUCUAAUGUUUCAAAGUGUUUACCUUCCACAAUCUCAAGAAGACUUUGAUUUCUUCUACUUUGUUGUUCAGUGGCCAGGAGCCUAUUGUGAUACAAAAAGUUCUUGUUGCUAUCCAACAUCCGGCAAACCUGCGGCAGAUUUUGGCAUCCACGGUCUUUGGCCUAAUUAUAACAGUAGUUCAUGGCCAUCAAAUUGCGAUCCCGACAGCAAAUUUGACAGGUCUCAGAUAGAGGAUCUGCUAAGUAGUAUGAAAAAGAAUUGGCCAACACUAUCGUGUCCGAGCAACGAAGGGUUCAAGUUUUGGAAACACGAAUGGGAGAAGCAUGGCACGUGCGCAGAAUCAGUAAUGGACCAACACGAAUACUUUGAGGCUGCUCUUAAACUCAAAGACAAAGCCAAUCUUCUCCAAACUCUCACAAACGCCGAAAUUAACCCGGAUGAUGGAUUCUACGAUCUGAAAAAGAUCACCAAGGCGAUAAAAGAUGGGAUUGGAUUUACGCCAGGACUCCAGUGUAACAAAGAUCGGGAGCGUAAUGANACAAUAAUCAUAGUUGAAUAA
Camelina sativa (false flax) is the source of this 608-nucleotide messenger RNA. RefSeq names its product ribonuclease 3-like. Lineage: Eukaryota; Viridiplantae; Streptophyta; Magnoliopsida; Brassicales; Brassicaceae. Gene Ontology annotation, cellular component: extracellular region. The record is from RefSeq and is a predicted model, not a curated record. Gene Ontology annotation, biological process: RNA catabolic process. Gene Ontology annotation, molecular function: RNA binding; ribonuclease T2 activity.